AUGGCGAGAACAGUCGUGAUCCUCGGCGCCAGCUACGCCGGCAUUCCCAUCGCCCACUACCUCCUGAAGCACACCGUGGCCAAAGUCAAGGGCCUCAAGGUCAUCCUCGUCGCCCCCAACACGGACUUUUACUGGAACGUGGCCUCCGUCCGCGCCAUCCUCCCUGGUAUGAUGGGCGACGAAAAGAUCUUUUACCCCAUCGCCCCGACUUUCACCAAAUACUCAUCGGAUUCGUACGAACUUGUCCACGGUGUGGCCGACAAGGUCGACCCAGACACGAGUAUUGUCGAGGUACGCGGGAACGAUGGCUCGGCGAGGACGAUUCAGUAUGAUGAGCUCGCACUAACAACCCACCUACCCACCCACAGAGUCAUCGCCACAGGCACCAGCUUCAAGGCCGACAUGCCCUUCAAAGGCCUUUCCACCACCGAAGAGACCAAGGCCGUGCUGCACGACUGGUCCAAGCGCAUCGCAGCCGCCCAGUCAAUCGUCGUCGCCGGCGCGGGGGCCACAGGCAUCGAAAUCGCUGGCGAGCUCGGCCAGGAAUACGGUGUCACAGGAAAAAAACAAAUCACCCUAAUCAGCGCCGAGGAGCUCCCCUUCGACUCCGAAUUCCGCCGCGAGGUGCGCGAGGCAGCCAAAUGGGAACUCGAGCGCCUCAAGGUCCGCGUUAUCCCCAACGCCAAAGUAACCUCCCCCCCGACAUCCGCCACCCUCACCCUAGCCUCCACCUCCACUACCACCAAAACCAAAACCGCCAACCCCCCCACCACCCUCAAAGCCGACCUCCUCAUCCCUACCUACGGCAUCACCCCCAACACGUCCUUCCUCCCCGCCUCGAUGCUCGACGCCCGCGGCUACAUCAAACAAACCACGCGUCUCCGCGCCGAAGGCCACGCCAACAUCUUCGUAGUCGGCGACGUCGGCAACCUGCAGCGGCCGCAGGGCGUCCACGGCGACGCGCAGGUGGUGCAUCUCGCGCGGUCGCUGCUGGAGAAGCGGUUGUUGGGAGAGGAGGAGGGGGCGGAUUACAAGCCUAUGGAGAAGAUCAUGUUGGCGACUUCGAUUGGGCGGAAUCGGGGGACGGGCCAGUUGGGGAAUUGGAGGGUGUGGAGUCUGCUGGUAUGGUGGUUGAAGGGACGGCAUUUGGGGACGAAUGUGGCGGCGGAGUUUGUUAGGGGGGAUCGGACGAUGACUGCUAAGUCGUGGUAG
This is a messenger RNA of Dichotomopilus funicola, 1212 nucleotides long. RefSeq lists its product as uncharacterized. Bases 1 to 1212 code for a protein of 403 amino acids. The transcript has 2 exons. NCBI's taxonomy places the organism in Eukaryota, Fungi, Ascomycota, Sordariomycetes, Sordariales, Chaetomiaceae. Gene Ontology annotation, cellular component: cytoplasm. The record is from RefSeq and is a predicted model, not a curated record. Gene Ontology annotation, molecular function: electron-transferring-flavoprotein dehydrogenase activity; flavin adenine dinucleotide binding.